AAUUAGUGUCGAAAAAAUCUAUUUAUAGACAUGAAAUAGAAAAAGUAAGGUCUAUUUUUAAUAUUAUUUCAAUAAUUAAUUAAAAAUAAAGCAACCAUGAGCCAUUACUAACAUAUAAAAGGUUGCACUGCUGUGAUGCAACGUGAUGGUCGAUGAGUGCAGGUUGGUGAGCAAUGAUUAUACGAGCAUUUUGUAAUUAAUCCAGUGGAAGUUGCGUACAGUUUCCUUCAAGGUAACAACUGCUAUCCUCUCCCAAUUAGUGAACAGUAUUGUCGGACAUACUAAACGAAACGGAUUGUUGUUAGCGCUAGAUUUAUAUGACGUUCCUAAAGUGCGUAUGUUUAAGAAAUUGAUCUUAAUUAUGUCAGUUCGUCCUCUGCCACCUGAAUUAGCGGAUAAAGCUCGUCACGAGUUAAACGAAGAUCCAAAAAGGCUUGAAGAUGGAAUACAACAUUUGAAGGAAUGGAUCUCCAAGCAACCUCAUCUGAGAGCCCGAACAGAUGAUCAGUGGUUAGCGGCUUUCUUGAGAGGAUGUAAGCACAGCUUGGAGCUGGCCAAGGACAAGAUAGACUUAUACUACUCGCUCAGGAGUACUGCACCAGAUUUAUUCAGUAUAAGACCUAAUGAUUCCAAAUUUAUGGAGCUGCUUCGGUCUGGUGUGGCGUUGGUUCUGCCCCGCGUGCAGAGACCCACGGAUCCGCGGGUGAUUCUCAUCAGAGCCAGCGAGUACGACCCUAACAAGUUUGUCGUGUCGGAGCUGCUCGCGCUCACUCUCGUCAUGCAACAGAUAUUGUAUUUAGAAGACGAUGCAUUUUUAGUGUCCGGGGUUAUUAACAUAGUAGACAUGCAGGGCGCGACGGUGGCUCACUUUCUGCAGAUGACGCCUACAAUGAUGAAGAAAAUGUUGGUUACUGGACAGGACGCUUCACCAGUCCGGCUAAAAAGUGCACACUACUUGAGCACACCUCCCGGGUUCGAAUCCGUCCUUUGUAUCGGGAAACGAUUGAUGAGCGAGAAGUUCAAAAGCAGACUGUAUGUGCACAACAAAGGUUUCGAUGACUUGUACAAAUUUGUUCCUAGAGAAAUAUUGCCGGAGGAGUACGGUGGGAGUGGAGGCACAGUGAAGGAAAUAACAGAUUAUUGGGUUCAGAAGAUAAAAGAAUAUAGCGACUGGUUUGCCGACGAUCAAAUGUACGGGACUGACGAACACAUGAGAGCUGGGAGUCCCAAAACUCCAGAAAGCAUGUUCGGAUCAGAUGGAUCUUUCAGACAGCUCGAUUUUGAUUAAUUUUAACCAUAGAUCUCAAAUAUAGAAUGAUUUAUGUAACACUUUCUCUGCUGGAAACGCACGGAGCAUAGAAAUUCCUACGAAUUGCAACUUCAGUUUUUAAUAUUCGUGUUAAAUUACUUCGAAUUAUUAAAUGUGUACUUUUUGUAUUUAUAUUGUGCAAAAAAUAUUUUUAAAAAAACCUAAUUAAGUUAUUAGUAUAAUGAAUAUAAAUAAUUUCUUUUCAGAUAAACGUAACAUUGUACUGAAUGAAUGUUCUUUUUAAUAUAAUUGUGAGAAAUAA
Messenger RNA from Plodia interpunctella (Indianmeal moth), 1571 nucleotides. Its product is annotated as alpha-tocopherol transfer protein-like. The coding region runs from base 338 to 1288 and encodes 316 amino acids. Gene Ontology annotation, cellular component: membrane. The record is from RefSeq and is a predicted model, not a curated record. Gene Ontology annotation, molecular function: phosphatidylinositol bisphosphate binding. The transcript has 7 exons. Lineage: Eukaryota; Metazoa; Arthropoda; Insecta; Lepidoptera; Pyralidae.